AUGUCAAUUCAAGCAGUUGAGAAUAGGCAGCAAAACGAUGGGAAUAGUAGAAUUAACGUGCAUAAGAUAAUGACUGAUGAGAGGACUAGAGGGAGAUAUGAAAACUAUUUUCAGAUUGAAUACUUGAGAAAAGAUAUGGGAGAAAAAGGAGUACAGGAUCUGCAUGCUAAGUUGGUGAUGGCGAUACGGAGCUCAGCAAUAAGCGCGAUUGGUGGGGGAAGAGUGCAAAAUGAGAACAAGAGCAGGAAGAUGAGUGAUAACACAAGGAGCUGAUUGAAGGAAUCGAAGUCGUUGAUGGGAGCUGCAAGAGCUUGCAUUAGAAGAGGAGAUAUGGAUGGGUAUUUGGAAUAUUAUCGAAAUCACAAAAUUGCCCAUAAUAAAUUUUGUGGAAUUACUGGACAGGGAGAGAAAGCAGACCUGACUAGGGGAGAUUGCAGAAAGAUCAAUAUUGAGCAUAAAUGAUACUUGAAAACUUAUGAAAAGGCUCAAAGCUAG
Messenger RNA from Blepharisma stoltei, 495 nucleotides. The record is from the annotation of a GenBank genome assembly. Lineage: Eukaryota; Ciliophora; Heterotrichea; Heterotrichida; Blepharismidae.